AGUUCUUGUAGUUCUAUACACAGUUAAGCGUUUCACAGUUUCGUUAGAAUACUUAAUGUUAAUGUGUAGCUAUGAAGCAGGGGGACCGAUCCGGACAGCCUCGGGUAUACCCCCCCGACCAAAACGCAAAAUUCCGGCUAAUUUCCUUCACAGUUGACUAUAGUUAUAUAGUAUAUAUCGAAACCGCCGAUAAGGAGACUACAAUCGACCACUCCGGCAAGAAUCGUUCUACACAAAGCGGCGCGCGUCGCCAACGCGGGAGCUCUCAAACUCAAUUACCACCUCCGCGCGCUCGCAGCCCUCUUUGGCGUCAGCCCAUCUCCAAGGGCUGCCUCGAUCCAGGCGUCAUCGUACGGGACUACGCGCACGUUCGUCUUCUGCACCGUGUACUCCAGGUGGUUGCACCGCGUCUGGCUCCAUGGGGGGCUGGGCGCGCGGUUCAGUUGUUGGCUCCUGCACCCCUUUCAUGGCUUCAGCGCAGGUUGCACAUAACGUCAUCUGCUUUCUGUCGAGUUUCACUGGGGCUUUCAAGCUCUUUUGUGGUGGCUCUUAUCAGUCUCAUGGCUUCCUCCAUGGGUGCCUGCAAUCCUUCUAUGGCAGUGGUCGGUUCCCGUGUGUCCUGUGGUGCCAGAGGCGUUGGCGCCAGUACUGUGUGCAGGUGUGCUUGGGCCACAAAGCGCUGGUGGGCUAGGUCCGCCGAAUCCUGGUGCCGUGUCGACCGGUCUGUAUUAUUCAAGGUCGCGUUCCAGUCUCCGGACACCACCGCAUGGUGGCCGUCUCGCCUCGUCUUAUCAAGCACGGCCCCUCACAUUGUGGUUCACAAUUUUCAGAUAGCCCGUCGGUGGUGGUGGCGCUGUUGUAUCUUCAGUGCGGGCUUGAGCAGGCAGAAGCCGGACUGGUGUUCAAGGUUUCGGCUUCUUCAAUACGCUGCACAUCCUCUGGCGUGUCCUGUACAAGGUCAAUUACGCUGCUGUUCUCACGGUAGGGUCCUCGAGGUGUUACAUUGUGGACACUAUCUUCUAGGAGUGCGCGGAGGCUAUUGUGUGCACCCCCGACUAUGAGUACGUCAGCAUUAGUUAGGCAGUAGAUGGUUCCACUCAGGUCUUGCCACCUGUGAUGCGUUGCUUUGUUAAGCCCUGCCUGGUCUGUAAGUAUCUUGGGAGCAGCUGCAAGCGAGUCCAGCAGUAGCCAUCUGUCCUCAUGUUUCUUAACUGCUACGGCAUGUGCGCGCUGGUCUUCUUGGAGGAUGAAUCCUACAUCACGAGCAUGUCUUGGUAACCUGCUUAUAGUUUGGUUGCCCGUAAGAUUUUUGAUGUGGCUGUCUGUGUCAGGUUGCUUAAGGACGAUGUAUGGGCAGGGUUGCGGUUGCUGCUGGGUAUGGCUGAUCCGGACGUGCUUUCUCAGAUAAUGGUUCACGAGGAUGACAGACAUCCCUACUCUUUCGUCGAACAGGGAGCACCAAAGUCUUAGGACCCCUGGGUCUCCGUUUUGCAAGUCUUGUUUCAUUGUUUUCCAGUACUGUACGACAUGUGCUGGGUCUACAUAUCGGUUUCCUAACAGGUUGUUAAGCGAAUGGAUUUGGCAGUAGGAGCAUUCCUGCCUUUCAAAAUAUGUGCGGUUGCUUUGAGGUACUGGCCAUUGGACAGGAGCAGGAGGCUGUAGGGCUGUGGUAGGGCAGUUCACCCGGGCAGGCCCUUGUCCGUCUGGCAUCGUGUCACCUCCUCUCAACCGUGUAAGAUCAUAAGC
Molecule: messenger RNA, 1746 nt
Organism: Astrephomene gubernaculifera
Lineage: Eukaryota; Viridiplantae; Chlorophyta; Chlorophyceae; Chlamydomonadales; Astrephomenaceae
Source: the annotation of a GenBank genome assembly